Scheffersomyces coipomensis is the source of this 1382-nucleotide messenger RNA. RefSeq names its product glycosyltransferase family 15 protein. Gene Ontology annotation, molecular function: alpha-1,2-mannosyltransferase activity. The annotation marks the transcript as partial. Gene Ontology annotation, cellular component: membrane; Golgi apparatus. NCBI's taxonomy places the organism in Eukaryota, Fungi, Ascomycota, Pichiomycetes, Serinales, Debaryomycetaceae. Gene Ontology annotation, biological process: protein N-linked glycosylation; protein O-linked glycosylation; cell wall mannoprotein biosynthetic process. The record is from RefSeq and is a predicted model, not a curated record. The transcript has 2 exons.
CGUCAAUUAUAUUAUAGCGCUAGUAUUAUGUAGUAAAUAAUUCUUUUUUUUUUUAUCAAAACCACGAACCAAAAUUAUUAUUAUUUUCAAAGAUAUCUGUUCUCUUUCUUUUUAUAUAUUUUCAAUUGUUUUCUUCCUUUCGUUAGUCUAUCUGCUUAGUCACAAGUCAUCAUUAUAGUAUCUAAUCCUUACUGUUAACGACCCAUACUAACAAACACUCAUUUGAUACGAUGGCUUCUACUCGAUCAAAUGCUAGGAUUAUAAGAUUUGGUAUCUUUGCUUUAAUCUUAAUUGCUUGUGGAUUCAUCUUAACUCAAGGAUCUUCAUUCAAUGCCAAAUCAAAUACUGCCACCCCAAAAGCUGAAAAUGAACAAGCUGAUGUUCCUGCUGCUGAACAAUGGUCUGAAAAGGAUAAAAUUAAAGCUACUUUUGUCUCAUUGGCCAGAAAUAGUGAUUUAUUCGCUCUUUUAGAUUCCAUUAGACAAGUUGAAGAUCGUUUCAAUCGUAAAUUCCAUUAUGAUUGGGUUUUCCUUAAUGAUCAACCUUUUGAUGAUGCUUUUAUUGAAGCUACUACUGCUUUAUGUAGUGGUAAAACCAAAUAUGGUUUAAUUCCAAAGGAAAAUUGGGGUUAUCCAGCUUGGAUUGAUCAAGAAAAAGCUGCUUUAACUAGAGAAAGAAUGAGAGAAGCUAAAAUUAUUUAUGGACAUUCUGAAUCUUAUAGACAUAUGUGUAGAUUUGAAUCAGGAUUCUUUUGGAGACAAGCUGCUAUGGAAGAAUAUGAAUAUUAUUGGAGAGUUGAACCUGAUAUUAAAAUAUUCUGUGAUAUUGAUUAUGAUAUUUUUAAAUGGAUGAAAGAUAAUGGUAAAGAAUAUUCUUUUACUAUUAGUUUACCAGAAUAUAAAGAAACCAUUCCAACUCUUUGGGAAGAAACUCAAAAAUAUAUUGAAGCAAAUCCAAAAGUUUUAGCUGAAAAUAAUUUAUUAGAUUGGAUUUCCGAUGAUAAAGGUAAAACUUAUAAUGGUUGUCAUUUCUGGUCAAAUUUUGAAAUUGCAAGUUUAAAUUUCUGGAGAUCAAAAGAAUAUAGAGAAUAUUUCGAACAUUUAGAUAGAGCAGGUGGUUUCUUUUAUGAACGUUGGGGUGAUGCUCCAGUUCAUUCCAUUGCUGCUGCUUUAUUCUUACCAAGAGAAAAAAUUCAUUUCUUUGAAGAUGUUGGUUAUUAUCAUGUUCCUUUUACUAAUUGUCCUGUUGAUCCUGCUAUUAGAUUUGGAAGAAAUUGUCACUGUAACCCUGAUAAAGAUUUCACUUGGAGAGGUUGGUCUUGUACUACUAAAUAUUAUACUAUUAAUAAUUUAAAGAGACAAAAGAAUUGGGAAAAAUAUACC